UCGAGCUGUUGGAACCGUAAAAGGCCCCUUUCACAUAAGCCUUAACAUCACCGGACGAAAUCUUUUAGACCCGAGAUUACUUAAUACCAAAAUAGCAGGCGAACCCUGCAAUUCAACAUCAUCUUUAGACAUAUACCAAAAGCCACGUACGAAUGUACAAUGCUGGCGUCCUAUACCUGACAUGACUUCUCAAUUUUUCCAAGGAGAACUAUCCACUUUGAUCCAAGAAUCCAAAAGGAAAAACUCUGACCUUAGAAAUGCGGCAGAAAAAUCCCUCGGUGAACUUAAGGCUCUGCCAUCAACUUCAGAGGUUCAAUUGGCGGCAGACUUGGUACGAAGGCCGCAGUUUGCGAACCCGUUUAUUCUAGCCUGCCAUACUCGCCAUGCCAAACUUGCGGCAGUAGGGGUGGGCUGCAUCCAUAGGCUUGUAGCCUCCGGAGCAUUGCCGUCUGAACAGCUUAAAGAUGUCGUGGAUGGUUUGCACGAAACCACAAAUCUAAGUCUUGAUGUACAGCUCAAAGUUCUCCAAACAUUACCCUCGCUGUUCCAACGGCAUGCAGGCAGCCUGAGCGGUCAACUUCUAGCCAAGACACUGGAAAUAUGUGCAACGAUGCAGACAGUGAAAACAAUAACAGUUGCCAAUACGGCUGCAGCAACCCUUCAGCAGCUUGUGGUAUCUGUCUUUGAAAAGGCUGUCAAAGAAGACGAAGCCUCAACGGACACUACCCCGGUAUCUGUCUCACUAGGAAACGAAAAGGUUGAUAUCUCGGCGGCAAAUUAUGACGCUUGCCGACUACUCGACGAUCUUUGCCGGCUUGUUGAAGGCGAAAGCCUUAGAUAUCUAAGCAUAAAGCCUCUGUCUAAAAUAUUUGUCCUGGAGUUAAUUGAAAGCAUUUUUAUCAACAAUAAUGACAUCUUCGAGAGUCAUCCAGAACAUGCCUAUAUUCUCCGAUACCGUUUAAUGCCGUUAAUAGUGAGGAUUUUGUCUGAACGACACAGCUUCCCGGUUACAGUCCGCGUUUCAAGGAUAUUAUUGCACUUACUGAGAUCUCACUUGCGCCUUUUAGCUGCAGAGUCGGAAGUAGCUUUGAGUCUUCUCAUUCAUUUACUCGAUACUGAUGCCUCGCCACCCUGGAAACGUGCCAUAUCCAUGGAAAUAUUUAGGGUCUUAUAUGCAGAACCAGGGCUAAUAAGACUCAUUUUUCGCUUAUUUGACGAGAAUGAGGAGCGGAAAAACAUCCUUAAGGACCAUAUGGCUUGUCUGGUACGGCUGGCUGCAGAAAAGCCAUCACUCAUAGGUUUAAGCCACCAGUCAACAGUUCCAACAGCUCCUGAAUCAUCUGGGGAAACUCUUGAAGAUCAGGUUGCGCUCGAAGCCGUUGGGGUUGCGGGCGUAAUUGGAAGCCCUUCGACUAGUGCAGAUGCAUGCGGAAUCAGUAGUCAGUGGAGUUUACUGCGCGCCCCAUAUAUUGAAACAUUGGAGAAACUAGAGGCACCAAGCCCCCCGGAGACCUAUAUUUACAGCCUUAUUCUCAACUGUAUCAGCGCACUUUCCGAUAGCAUCGCGAAAUUCAUCCUUCCCCUAGCGGUUGCCGAGACAAAAAGCAGGCGGAGACGACACGGCUCGUCAUCUAAUAACACUAGUGGGACCAUCCCUGAAGAAAAGGCAGCCGCUGGCGAACCGAGAAGCUCAAAAUAUGUUUCCGUUCCGCUGAAUCCGCUUAGCCUCAAAUCUCAUCCACAGAUCGGGGAAAUUCAGAUUGUGGCAGGAAUAAUCGAUGCUUGCUGGCCUGCUGUUCUUGCUACCUCUUCAACUUUCCUGUACGCUGCCUUGGACGGUGAUUUCUACCAUAACCUAGUCCGCGCUUUUCAAAGGCUAGCCCAUGUUGCUGGCCUCUUGAGAUUAAAGACACCAAGGGACGCGUUUCUCACCACCCUUGGAAAAGCUGCAGUCCCUGCCGACGUUGUGAAUAUUACAUCAGCCGCGACAUUAUCUCCUAGGACCGACGAUCACCAUCUAUCGGCUCCUGAAUCUCCUAUUCCAAAGUCCCCACGCGUCGCUGAACUAACCAGCACCUCCAUGGAAAAUCAAGGCGCAACACUGAAUACACGAAACCUCUUAUGCCUUCGGGCGCUGCUGAACCUGGGAAUAGCCUUAGGCCCAACUCUUGACCAAGAGUCCUGGUCUAUAAUCCUUCAGACGCUGCAGCAUGCAGAUCUGAUAACCGGAGUAUCCGCUACUCCAGCCUCCAAACUGCUUGCUCCGGAUCAAAAUGGCGACCCCGUCAGUGUGGAAUCACUCAAAGGGACACUUGGGAACGAAAUCCUAGCCGUUCGAACGGCAGCAGCCAAAAUGCUUGAAAACACACAAGAUUACCCGAACAAAUCGCUAAAAACAUUUUUGCUUUCCCUACUCAACCUAUCAGAACGUACGGAAGAAUCGAAAUGGAGCGGGAUUAAAAAAGAAGCCGGUGCACCUUCUUCCCAAGUCGGUCAACAGACAGGACGGAUCCAUCAAACAAAACGCAGCAUGUCCAUUGCAUUGGGUCGGUCAAGAAUUAGGGAGGAUGAAUUGAAAUUUGUUCUAAAUAAAAUGGGCGAAUUGGCGAAAUCAAACGCUGAAAGACUCGCAACGACUGCCGACAGCGAAGAUAUUUGGGAUAUGACUACGAGUAAUCUGAUUUCAAUCACCAGUGAUGAGCAAAUCAGUCUUUCUCUCCGCUCAAAAGCUAGCGAGGUGCUCAACAAGCUUGUAUUGGACACAAUCAAAAUUGCAAACCCCUUGAACCCUUCGGAACGAGACCGAGUCCAACUUCGUGGUCUCCGUGCCUUAGUAACUGAGAUCUCCAUACUUUAUGAGACUGAGCUUCAUUUUAACUCGAAAGCACGUGGUACAGAUUUCCAACUGCAUGAAUUUGCUCUUGAGACGCUCAAAGCUAUACUAGAAGAGUGCGGCGACUCUAUAACGGCGGGAUGGGACCUGGUUUUUGCCAUAAUAUCAACGGUGUUCAACAGGCGAAAGUCCCAAAAUCGGAAUAGGGAGGCCCCUUCCUCUAGUCUAGCCACCAUUAGCGACUCCGAAGCGGUGCUUGUGAGGUCCCCAAAGCUCGUUCGAACCGCUUAUGACUCCCUCCAGCUUGUGGCCUCGGAUUUCUUAGGUUUACUACCUGCUUCUUGCCUCCUUGAGUUAGUGGAAACAUUUUCUUGCUUUACUUCUCAGCAAGAAGACUUUAACAUUUCGCUUACUACAACCACAUUCUUCUGGAAUAUUUCUGAUUUUAUCCGAGGCCAGAUUGGUAACUUUGCCAUAGCGGAUGAAAUUGAUGUCGCAUCCAGCGAAGAGAACUUAGCUAAAAUGGCCACGGCUACUGACUCAUCAUCAUCGAGACAUGCACUAUGGCUAUUAUUGCUUCUUAAUCUCGUGCAUCUUGCAACUGAUAGUCGCACGGAAAUACGCAAUAGCGCCAUUCAAACCCUUCUUCGAAUAUUCGAGCACUACGGCGAACAGAUAACGCCCAAUGCAUGGCAUUUGUGUUUAAACCGUGUUUUACUUAUGAUGGCGGAGUCUGUUCAGCAGAAGUUGCAAGAGGCGUUGGAAUCUACUGAAAGUGGAAACGCCGAUGACCAAAAAGCCUGGACUGAAACAGCCGUGCUCGUUACAAGAGGGUUUUCAAGCCUUAUCGCCGGAUUUUUUGACGCGAUUAUUCAGUAUCCAAGCUUUCGGGAAUCAUGGAGCCGGCUGCUACAAUACUUUCGCAAUAUCCUCAAUUCUAGCCAACUAGAGUUACAAAGUACUACCUUCGCAAGUUUCGCAGACGUGCUUCAUCGCAUCAAGGGAUACCAGGAUAUUGGCCGAGAGGCGCUGGAAAAAGCCUGGUCAGUCUGGGUUGCUAAUCAUCCUUCCACUAAAGGCCACGAUUCCGAGAAAUCGAACCAGGAAGCCCUGCUAGCCUACUUGAACACAUAUAAGCAACUCUACCGGCUGCUUGGAAAUAACUUGAACGAUGAAGAAAUUGUUAACAUUUUAAGGAACCUUCAGUUUUGUGUGUGGGAGUCAGUCACUUCCCGAUACUCUUCGGACUUGGAACGUCAAUCGGAAGUUCAGAGGUCUGUAAUCGAAUGCUUAAGAACUCUUUGCUCGGAUAAACCGGAUUCUCAACGUGCAAUAAUAAAUUAUCUGGGACAAUUCGCCGAUAGCGCCUUGACGAGAUGGUCGUCCACGGAUCCAAAGGAAAAGCCAACGUUUGUCGCCUUUUCGAAGGCAUCUAUGCAGCUCUUGAGCCAGUAUAUUACAAAUCAGGGGAUAAAUAUAAAUGUUCUAUUGGGGAAUACGCUGAGUGAGGCAGUCAAACAUCUGGUGAAUGCGAUUCUACAUAAGUAUAUCUGGAAGGGGAAAGAUUGCGACCCGCCCCUUUGGCAAAUUGCGACGACGGCUUCAUUAGACAUUCUUGAAAUUGCCAUUCCAUCUAUAGAGAAGGAAUAUGAGCAGAUUCCGCUGGAUGUGGUUGCAAACUUCUGGCUUCCGGUCGUUGAUUUAACUCGCGGUAUUGUUUCGGCUGAUCAUUCAGAAGAUCAUGAUGUUCCCAUGGCCACUGUUGCAAGGGAUGAAAAAUUCGAUAUAGAUGCUUUUUCCCGGCUGCGGGCGCUCAUCAUCCCUUCCUUGGGAUCAAACCUUAUUCCCGAUCGGAUCCGUCGUGACUUUGCGUUUAUCCUUCUAAGUUCGUCACUCAUAUAUCACCCGCAACGCGUUGAUAUUCCUUUGGAGCAGCUAAAGCUCGAACCCCUCAAAGAUCUAUAUGUGAUCCGCAGGGGCCGCACGAUCGAUCCUCGACCAACACUACGAUUUAAUCUAUCCUAUCUCUUAAUAGACACUCUAUUUGACCUCGUGUCAAUGCGGGUGUCUGGAAACAAAAUCGAUUCGCAGGGCGACGCAAAGAGAAACAUGUCGUAUGUCACGCUCGCUAAAUCAAUAUCGCCUUAUUUAGUUCUACGUUGCGGGAUAACGUUGAAAUCAUAUAUUGCUGACCAACCUCUACGAGGCCUUAUGCCUCCACCUAUGGCUGCUCGGAAAGAGCUUUUACAUCUUCUCAAGCGACUUUAUGACCUCCGAAGCGAGCCUGUGGCGAUUCCAGCUACAGGUCCAAAUGCACGCUCCAAAGCUGAUUCAGACAAAUCUGAUAUUAUCGACGAUGAAGCCAAAUACAAGAAACAUCUCGAAUGGGUGUACCCUCUCGUUGUUAAAGGAGUGCCAAUUGCGGGUAGAGAGGCGGAUGAUCGCGAAAUUUUGGAGGCAUUAACAAGGAUUCUAAACUCCGUUGCAAGCCAUUUUGUUCUGCAGGAUUAACCAGUUUUGUAUGUGCGAUUUAUACUUAGAUCGGACGCCUCUUCGGUAAGGGCCCUAUGAUGCUCAUACGUAUUGUUUUGAAUUCUAUUCAAAAUGGCAUUGAUUCUCAGGGAGAUGAGGACAAGCAGGAAAUACCUGACGAGACUGUUGAUAACGUUUCCGGCGAGACAACUCUGUAUUCAAUGUGCUAGCAUACUAUUUUGGAACGAUAACUAAAUGGAACACCUCCAGUAAUGUUGAGAAUUCAA
Coccidioides immitis RS is the source of this 5592-nucleotide messenger RNA. RefSeq names its product endosomal peripheral membrane protein. The transcript is spliced from 6 exons. Lineage: Eukaryota; Fungi; Ascomycota; Eurotiomycetes; Onygenales; Onygenaceae. The coding region runs from base 182 to 5344 and encodes 1720 amino acids. The record is from RefSeq and is a predicted model, not a curated record.